GAAACAUAUCCAGAACAGAAGUCGUCAUGGUUUUCCGGGAUGACGUUUACAUCUUUUGCCGAGAUUCUAGUGGAACUCGCUUUUCUUCAUUAUUAUUAGCGGCUCUACUCAGUCGGCAGAUAAAAGUCUUUGAAGAUAUCUCCAACAGUCCCAGACAAAGUGAGCAUGUUGACGUUCAAGCAAUAGAAGAAUCCAAGGUUUUAGUGAUUGUCUUCAGUGCUACUUUAAUAAAACGUCGACGGUAUUGGAAUUUGAAAAAGCUUGAGACGAUCAUAAAGGGGGAAAGAACCGCCGGACAAGUUAUCAUACCGGUGUUCCUUGACACAGAGCCUUGCCAUGUAGUAGCCGAUGAAGUCUUCGCUAGAUUUAAAAUUGGCAAGGAAGAGGCGGUUAGAUGGGUCGAUGCUGUAACCAAAAUUGCUGCGCUACCUGGCCGGAUGUAUGCAAGGGAUGAGAGUGUGUUUGUGGGGAAGAUCUUUCUCAAAGUCAUGAAGAUUGUGAAGCCUAACAAGCCGAUAGUGAAAAAUAGAAGCCGGUGUUCCAUUGCAAUGACCUUCCUCGUCAUCAUCAAUUUGCUCGUAGAGAUUGCUUCAGUGGUUGCGGACCAGUGUUCUUCUGUUGGCAAACUUUACUAUUAGAAUUUAAUAAAACUUACUAUAGAAUUUACA
Molecule: messenger RNA, 668 nt
Organism: Camelina sativa (false flax)
Lineage: Eukaryota; Viridiplantae; Streptophyta; Magnoliopsida; Brassicales; Brassicaceae
Product: toll/interleukin-1 receptor-like protein
Biological process (GO): signal transduction
Source: RefSeq, a predicted model, not a curated record